Molecule: messenger RNA, 4490 nt
Organism: Sarcophilus harrisii (Tasmanian devil)
Lineage: Eukaryota; Metazoa; Chordata; Mammalia; Dasyuromorphia; Dasyuridae
Gene: SLC43A2
Product: solute carrier family 43 member 2
Exons: 14
Coding region: 24-1739 (571 amino acids)
Biological process (GO): transmembrane transport; neutral amino acid transport
Molecular function (GO): neutral L-amino acid transmembrane transporter activity; L-amino acid transmembrane transporter activity
Source: RefSeq, a predicted model, not a curated record
GCCUCUCUCCUCCAGCUUGAGCCAUGGCCCCCACUCUGGCCACUGCCCACCGGAGGCGGUGGUGGAUGGCCUGCACCGCCGUGGUGGAGAAUCUCCUCUUCUCGGCGGUCCUCCUGGGCUGGGGGUCCCUGCUCAUCAUGCUCAAGUCCGAGGGUUUCUAUUCCUAUCUGUGCAAGGAGCCAGGGAACAUCACCAACAGCUCUGACCAGGACCCAGAGGUGGAGCAGGAAGAGGUGAGCUGGAUAAACAACUGGCUCAGCUGUAAGGCCCAGGAUGAAAUGCUGAACUUGGCUUUUACUGUGGGCUCCUUCCUGCUCAGUGCCAUCACUCUGCCCCUGGGCAUCGUCAUGGACAAAUAUGGCCCCCGCAAGCUGCGCUUGCUUGGCAGUGCCUGCUUUUCCGUUUCUUGCUUGAUGAUCGCCUAUGGAGCCAGUAACCCAAGAUCCCUCUCUGUGCUCAUCUUCAUCUCCCUGUCUCUGAAUGGCUUCGGUGGAAUGUGCAUGACCUUCACUUCGCUGACGCUGCCCAACAUGUUCGGUGACCUCCGAUCCACAUUCAUCGCCCUGAUGAUCGGCUCCUACGCCUCUUCCGCGGUGACUUUCCCAGCAGUCAAGGUGAUCUAUGACUUGGGGGUCUCCUUCAUCAUCAUCCUGGUGGUCUGGGCUGGCUGUGCCGGCCUGGUGUUCCUGAACUGCUUCUUAAACUGGCCCCUGGAGCCUUUCCCGGGACCAGAGGACAUGGACUACACGGUGAAGAUCAAGUUCAGCUGGCUGGGCUUCGACCACAAGAUCACUGGGAAGCAGUUCUACAAGCAGGUGACCACAGUGGGCCGGCGGCUCAGUGUGGGCAGCUCCAUGAAGCAGUCCAAGGAGCAGUCGGCCCUGCAGGAGGGCAACAAGCUAUGUCUGUCCACCAUCGACCUGGAGGUGAAGUGUCAGCCCGACAACGCAGCGGCCCCCUCCUUCAUCCACAGCCUGUUCAGCCCCAUCCUCAUGCUCAGCCUGGUCACCAUGUGCGUCACUCAGCUCCGGCUCAUCUUCUACAUGGGCGCCAUGAACAACAUCCUCAAGUUCCUCGCGGACGGCAGCCAGGACGCAGUGAUGGCUACAGUGGGUCUUUACACGUCCAUCUUUGGCGGGCUGCAGCUGCUUUGCCUCCUGACGGCCCCUGUCAUUGGCUGCAUCAUGGACUGGAGGCUGAAGGAGUGUGACGAUGGUUCCGAAGAAGCCGAGGAGAAAGAUAGAGACCAGGGCGAAAAGAAAAAAAAGCGUGAUCGCCAGAUUCAGAAAAUCACCAAUGCCAUGAGAGCCUUUGCCUUCACCAACCUCCUGCUCUUGGGCUUUGGGAUCACCUGCCUCAUUCACAAUCUGCCUCUCCAGAUUCUCUCCUUCAUCCUGCACACGAUCGUCCGGGGCUUCAUCCACUCUGCUGUUGGGGGCCUCUACGCUGCUGUGUACCCCUCCACGCAGUUCGGCAGUCUGACAGGCCUCCAGUCCUUGGUCAGCGCGCUCUUUGCCCUCCUGCAGCAGCCUCUGUUCGUGGCCAUGAUGGGGCCCCUGGAGGGGGACCCGUUCUGGGUCAACGUGGGGCUCCUCGGGGUGAGCAUGCUGGGCUUCUGCCUGCCCCUUUACCUGAUCUACUACCGGAGGCAGCUGCAGAAGCAGCUGGAGCAGAAGAGAGAGGACGAGAAGCUCUUCCUCAAGAUCAACGGCACCCCCAACCAGGAGGCCUUCCUGUAGGCCCCGCUCCACUCCACAUGCUCCGCCCCCACCGACCACGGCUGCCUUUGGCCCCCAGAGCACACGUCCCUGUCCCCCGCCUCUGCCCACGCCCGCUCUGGCGUUCCCCGGGACUCUCCACCACUCGGACGCUGCGCCUGUGGCCCCCCCUGUGGCCCUCUGGCCUCCCCGGGAGCUGGCACGGGACACCAAGGGCCUGAGACGGCAGCCCCUGGCACUGGACUGCUGGUGCCCCCUCGUUGAACCCCCUGGGCUUCUCUGGCCAGGGCUGCUGGGGAGCUGGUCCCCCGCCUGCCUUCUGGCCCCUCCCCAUGCUCCUGGACAUCACGCUGCCUAGGAUGUGCCGUGGGUUCAGCGCCACCCUCAGAUGCCCAGGGGCCUCUGUGCUAAGUUUGCCAAAUUUGAGGAGGGGGCUGUCCUCCCUGCCCCCAGGAGCCCAGCCGGCUGCUCCUCCUGCAUGCCCACAGACUGUCUCCCCGGGACACAGAGGCUUUCAGCGCCCACCCACGCCGCUCAGACUCGAGAUGCCCGCCUCCUGCCCUGGUGCCAUCCUGAAUGCCCGUCCCCGAGGAAGCGGGCCAAGGAAGGAAGGACCCUCUCGUCCCUGUUGGUGCUAAGCCUGGUGAUUCCUCUCUUGCCCACGUGCCCACCCUGCAGAGUCUCCCGUCCUGUACAUGUGGGGCCCCUCGCUUGCAUCUUGCUGCGUCCCUGCUGGCCAGACGGAGGGCAAAGGUCAGGGGCGUCAGGCGAGCCCCGACAGAAGGGCAGCCCUCCUCCCUGGGGGGUUGGGCAGGGUCCGGAGCACGGGGGAGGAGAAUGAGGGGGGGGUGUGCCUUCGGACACCCAGGUUCUGGGGGAGGGGGAAGAGUCGUGCGUUUGGGUUUCGGAGUUAGGUGAGCGUGUGCUUGGGUGAGUGUGUGCCGGGCUGGAGUGCCCUGGGCUAGGCUGGGUGAGGUGCCAGGGCCAGGGACGCAGCUGCAGGCACGCAGCGCCCUCUGGUGUUAGGCCCUCAUGUGAGGGUCCCCCUGGGCUUAGCCUGGCCCUCCCCUCCCCCUCCAGCUGUGGGGAGCCCUGGGGCUCUGGCGGGGGCGGGGCUCAGCCUGCGGCGGGGCAGCACCUGCCAGAUUCCAAAGGACUUUUCCUGAGGCUUCCCAGUAGGUCUGAAAGGGGCGCGGGCUUGGGAUCGUCGUCGUCGUUUUCUUAUUUUAAAGUUUUCUCAACCUUUUUUUUUUUUAUUGUAAAGCAAUAAAUCCAUCUUCCUCGUAGUCAGGGAAAUCUGUGUCUGUGUCCACCAGCGGCCGCUGGAUCUGCAAGUCUGAGAUCGCCUCAGAGAAGUGCAGAGAAGCUCCCGCUCCCUCAGCUCUCUCGGGCCAUCCUGGACCCCAGGGGCUCCCGGGGGAAGGGCUCCCCCCGUCCCCCCCCGCCCGUGCAGGCCACAUACAGAUAGUGGCUGCGCGUCCCCACUGUUGUUCAGAAAGAUUGGCAGAGACUCCUGAGUCUCGGAGCUAUGGUCUAGCCCUAGAAACUUGAGAAGCGGGAGCUACAGCAGAAAGCUCUGCCUUUAAUUAGCCGUGGGACCUCAGGCAAGGCACUCGGGGCAUCAAUCAAAAAAGAGCUGGUCGGGCUAGGUAGAUUCUAGAGUCUCUUCCGAUUGUCUGAGGGGCCGCUGACUGUGGGAACAAGGAUUCAGGCCCGGAGUCAACCAGAAGUGAAGGGCUGGGGAGAAAAUCCCAUUAGGACUUGAAGGGAUUUGUGGGAACUUCGUUGUGCUUGGGGGGGACGGGGCAGGAGGAAGAGUAGCCCCAGCAGCGCAGGGGAAGCAGGUCAGAAAACCCACAAUCACGGGAUUGUGGAGUUAGAGAGCCGGAAUCCUCCCUCACCCCGCAUUUUACAGAUGGGCAGACUGAGGAACAAAAGAGGUUUGACAUGAUUUACCCAAUGUCAAACAGCUAGGAAAGGUUGAAGGUCAAAUUUGAACAGGCUGUUGCCUGUCAAGCUGGAGGCCCCUGGAGGGGGCCAGACCAUGAUGUCAUCAUUCACCACCUUGCUCUAAGACCCAGCACAGACAAGACACUGGACUGACUUUCCCCAAUGUAGCAGGGACCCCCUAACCCUUCUCCUGUUAUCAGGGACCCUUAUGUCCCGGGAUAGUGGAGAUCACCUUGGAUUCGGAGCUCGAGGAAGCGGCUCCAGCCCUGAUUUUGUGUGAAGCCCUUAGAUCACUUAGCCGAGGUUCGGAUUUGGUUUUCUUUUGUCUGUAAAAGGAGGGGUUAGAACAGGCGGAUUCUGGGGUCCCUUCUGGCCCUGGGCUUGGGACUCUGGGUUCAGCCGUCUGGCCACUACUAACGGUAGCAAAAACCAAUCCAGACUGCUGCUGGCUGGGAUGGCUCGGCCGGGACAUCGAGAAGGAGAGGGGCCGGUCUCUAUAGAGAUUCAAAUUGGACUUUUUAUAUUUUAUAUAUAUAUAUAUAUAUAUAUAUAUAUAUAUAUUGUGUGUGUGUGUAUAUAUAUGCCUUUUAAUUACAGCAUACACUCAGCUCCCAUUUUCCAAGGCAGUUCCGUUAUUUUUUAAAGGAAACUUUCUUCUGAAGGCAGUUUUGCCAACGGAAAGAGUCUUUGUUAGACGAUAGAGUUUUGAUCUUGGGCUUUCAAAACAUUGUUGUGGAAUCCCUGGCAAUUCCUGGGACUUUGUUGGAAUGGAACGCCCGCGUGGGCGCCUUAGGCGCUUUGUUUGGGGAUCGGGAUGGAGAA